This is a messenger RNA of Drosophila innubila, 2856 nucleotides long. It is a transcript of the gene Pat1, whose product is annotated as amyloid protein-binding protein 2. Gene Ontology annotation, biological process: intracellular protein transport. The record is from RefSeq and is a predicted model, not a curated record. The transcript has 10 exons. Gene Ontology annotation, molecular function: protein binding. The coding region runs from base 353 to 2425 and encodes 690 amino acids. Lineage: Eukaryota; Metazoa; Arthropoda; Insecta; Diptera; Drosophilidae.
AGCUAUCGAUAUAUCAACAUUAUAACAACAACCCUGUUCCCAAGACAAAUAUAAUUUUUUUUGGCAUAAAAUCGAAGCAAAAAAUACGUCAAUUGUGUGAUACAAACGUAAUAUUACUACGGCAGCUAGCGCGGCAGUUAAGUGUGAUAUUUCGUACAUGUGACGGACAGUCAAAUGCAUUCGAUAUUGUGCUGCACAGUGUAAAGCGGGUUUUUUUCUCUCGUUGGUUUUACCAACACAAAAGGAAACUAAGAAACUACAGAGCAUACAACAAAAGAGAGCGCAGAAAACAGAACAAACAUACAGAGGCAGUAACAACAAUAACAGCAGCAACAACAACAACAAAAGCAAAAUGGCUGCUCAACAGCAGCUAUUGGCUUUGAUGUCAUCUUUGUACGAUCUAUCAUUGAUUGCGGUUGUCAACAGCCUGGACCUCAAGGUGCCAGCCCUGGAGCGCAUCAGUAAAUUGCCGGAGUUGCCCCGCAAUCUCCUCAUUGAUGUCUAUGAGCUGAUGUCAAAGCGCGAGGAUCUCAAGGACACACUCUUGGAGGAGCUUUCCAACUUGGAUGUAUUCAAUUGCCUGGUGCAUUACACGUCGGAACGCGGUCAGCUGCUGCGUAUUGUGGCAGCAUUGAUGGCCAGCAACAAACCGUUGCCGCGUCGCCUUAGCGAUGCUUAUGUGGGACGCUUUGGGCUGCCACAGAUGCCACAAGUUGAGGCACAGAUGCCACAAGUUGAGGCACAGAUGCCACAAGCUGAGACACAGAUGCCACCACAGACUGAGGCAGUCAAUAUUGAACAGGCUGAUGAUGAUAAAUUGGCCAAGCAGCCAAGCCAGCUCAAGUUUAAAUACGAAUACGAUGACAUUGCCAUUCCCAGCUGCAGCAACAACAGCUACAGUGCUGCCACAGAGCUGGCAAAAGUGCAACAACAACAACAACAACAACAGUUGGAGCCACUGUCGCCACAGGAUGGACUGGCCAUUGAUUUGGGUCUGCGACUCGGUAGCUUUCUAUCCGAGGCAGGUUGGAUGCAGGAGAGCAUCUCGGUGUUGUCGUGCCUUAACGAAAGACUGAAGCAGAUGAAACCCUUUAAGAAUCAGCUGGUUACGCGUCUCGAUUGCCUGCAGCGUCUACUCUAUGCGGAAUCAUCACACUGCAAUUUUAAAUUGGCACAACAAACAUUCGCUGAGCUGAUGGGACUGAAUCCCGUAAUAAAUGAAAGAGUGCCGUGUCCAUUAAUUGCCAUGGUCUAUACACAAAUCUCGUCCAUGUUCUUUGCCCGUAACGAGUACCACAACAGUCACUUGUGGAGCGUGAAGGCUCUGCACUACUUGGAAAUGACAGCACCCUCACGCGUCUGCAUUGAUGUGCUGCGCCAGGCGGCCAAGGCGUGUGUGGUCAAACGGGAUUUUUCCCGGGCCAAUUUACUCAUCUGCCAGGCGGUUCGACGUGCCCGUGAGACCUUUGGUCCAAAUCAUCAAAAGUACGGCGAUGCUCUGCUGGAUUAUGGAUUCUUCUUGCUGAAUGUGGACUCUGUAUAUCAGUCGGUGAAUGUGUACAAGGAAGCGUUGACCGUGCGUCGCGGCAUCUUUGGGAAUAUGAACUUCCAUGUGGCGAUUGCACAUGAGGAUCUAUCGUAUGCUUAUUAUGUGCAUGAAUAUAGCACUGGGGAUUUCAGUUGCGCCCAGGAUCAUGUCGAUAAGGCGGUGAAUAUUAUGAAAAAUCUGGUGCCAAGCAAUCAUUUGAUGUUGGCAUCGGCCAAACGUGUCAAGGCACUGUUGCUGGAGGAGAUUGCACUCGAUAAGAUCGCCGAUGGCAUGGAUGAGGAGGAUCUGCUCUUGCAAUCCGAGGAGCUGCACAAUUUCGCCUUGCAACUAUCGCUGGAGGUGUUCGGUGAGGUGAAUGUGCAAACGGCCAAACAUUAUGGCAAUCUGGGGCGUUUAUAUCAAACAAUGAAUCGGUUCGAUGAGGCCGAACGUAUGCAUCAAAAGGCAAUCAAGAUUAAAACCCAUCUACUCGGUCCCUAUGACUACGAAGUGGGUCUAUCAAUUGGCCAUCUCGCCUCGCUCUACAACUAUCAAAUGAAAAAGUUCCGACAGGCUGAGGAUCUUUAUCUGCGCAGCAUUGAUAUAAGCCUGCGCUUAUUUGGACGUACUUACUCUGGCUUGGAGUAUGAUUAUCUGGGACUGUGCCAUGUCUAUGAGACACUCCAUGAAUUUGAAAAGUAUUUACGCUAUGCUCACAUUCUCGAAACCUGGCAACUAUUGCGCGGUCAAAAUCUAACACAAAACAAGUCCAGCUAUCCAGCGAUUGAGGAGGACUUUACCAUUGAGCAAGUGAAGACCAAGUUUUUCAAUAUGAAAUCGCACAAGAAUGAAGAAGCCUCAGGUUCCACAUCGUCCGAGGAGCCGAGCAAUAAUUGAAAGCGGACCAAGCGGCAAUAUGUCAUUGCUUAGGUGUUGCAAUAAACACACACACACACACACAUACAACACAACACAACACUCACACACACUAAAAAAUUCUCAUAUACAACUUACACUUACAUUUAUUAUACUUUAGCUUAAAGCGCAAAUCAAUUUUGUUAACAAAUUUGGCAAGAGAGCAAAAAGCAAUUUGCCAUGACAACAACAGCAAAAACAACAACAACAAACAAUUCAAUUGGAUAACGUUUUGCGCCUCUCAACGUCCACGUGAAAUAUCUUAAUUUCUUUUAUGAGUUAAUUAUAUUUUUGUCGUUUUAAUGUAACUAUGCAAGAAUUAUAGUUUAUGUCACGUCGUCUAAAGAAGAUGAAAUUCAGCACUCUCGUUUUGUUAUAAUUAUCUUUUCUUUUGUUUAUAUACUUUAAUAUAU